This is a messenger RNA of Ricinus communis (castor bean), 2135 nucleotides long. RefSeq names its product transcription factor MYBC1. The transcript is spliced from 2 exons. Gene Ontology annotation, biological process: regulation of DNA-templated transcription. The record is from RefSeq and is a predicted model, not a curated record. Gene Ontology annotation, cellular component: nucleus. Gene Ontology annotation, molecular function: DNA binding; DNA-binding transcription factor activity. The coding region runs from base 496 to 1443 and encodes 315 amino acids. Lineage: Eukaryota; Viridiplantae; Streptophyta; Magnoliopsida; Malpighiales; Euphorbiaceae.
AAAUAGAAAAGAAAUUAAAAAGUAAAAUAAAAAUUCCCAUAAAAAUCAUAAGAGAAAAAGCAUCAUCAGCACCAGCAACAGUACUCUCCUUAUAUAAUAAAAGCUGAAAAAGAAAAAGAAUACAAGAUCCACCUCGAACCCAUCAUCAUCUUCCACCACCACCACCACCUCACCGGCGUCUCCCCCAUCACCGCCACCAGCACUACUACUAUCCUCAUCUCCGUCUUUUUCAUUAAAUUAACCAAAAUUGUAACUCUUGAUUGAGAAAGUGAUAGUCUUUCCUAAAACACAUCUUGGAAUCUUGUUACUGUUUCUUUGUUGCUAAUUGUUUUUCUCUGUUUGUUUUCUUGUUUUGAAUUGCUUCAUUGAAUACCCAUAUCCCAUAAAUCUCAAAUCUUUCUUUUUUGUGAUAUACUUUUGUAGACCCAAUAAGGCAAUAAUAAGGAAACAAGUGAUAGUUUUGGGAAUUGGGUGAAAAGGUAAAGAAAGCAAGAAAUGAGAGAGGAUGAUUCAAAUUGGUUUUCAAAAUGGGAAGAGGAACUUCCAUCACCUGAAGAGCUUAUGCCUUUGUCUCAAACCCUAAUCACUCCUGAUCUUGCUAUUGCUUUUGAUAUUAGAAACCCGACAACUAAUCAACAAAAUCAGCCAAUUCCUCCACCACCCCCACCCCCACCCAUUUCCACCAACACUCUUUCUCCAACCAAUCCUUUGCUCUCUUCCCAACCCAACUCUGCUGAAUACGCUGCCGAUUCUGCUGACUUGGGCUCUGCUGGUGCUGGUGAUGAGCCUGCCAGAACCCUUAAGCGGCCCCGCCUUGUCUGGACUCCUCAGCUUCAUAAGAGGUUUGUAGAUGCUGUUGCUCACUUGGGCAUUAAAAAUGCCGUCCCCAAGACUAUAAUGCAGCUUAUGAGUGUUGAUGGGUUAACUAGAGAGAAUGUUGCUAGUCACUUGCAAAAGUAUCGGUUGUAUUUGAAAAGGAUGCAGGGUUUGUCUUCUGGUGGUGCUGCUGGUGUUAAUGGCUCUGCUGGUGGUGGUGGUGGUGCUGCUGCCUCUGAUGCUGCUACUGAACAUUUGUUUGCUAGUUCUCCAGUUCCUGCACAUUUCUUACAUCCAGGAAGGCCUAAUUCUGACCAUUUCUUGCCGUUUGUUCCAGUGGCAGCAUUGCAACAUCAUCAUCACCAGCAGCAGAUGGCUGCUGCUGCUGCUGCAGCAGUUGCACAUCCCCAAUUGCAGAGUCAAUACCAUAGGCAGAUGGGGCAUUUUGGAUCACCUCCAAAUGGCCAGUUUGACCAUCCCUUUCUGGCUAGGCAGUCACAGCAGCCUGUGCAUAGGAUAGGGGCACCAGUGCACAAUACAGUUCCAGGAUAUGUGGAGGAUUUGGAGUCGGCGAAUGGGAAUGGAGGGAGGAAGGUUCUCACACUAUUUCCUACAGGGGAUGAUUGAAUUUGGAUCCAAAAAAUUCUCACGUUCUUCUUGAGUAUAUUUUGAGUAAUUGGGAUUGAUGGGUAGUGCCAUUUAUGACGCAUAUCAAUUCUUACGGGCUUCUACUCGUGUAAUUAAGUUGUUGGUAGCAGUCUGUACUUCCCAUGUCAGCUUCUGGUGAUGGAUACUGAUAAUGAUUCUGUGCAUCGACAAUGUUCCUUAGUUUGUCCGCGGCAACAAAUUUUAUCCACCUUGUGAUAUUGGUUCAAUCUGGAUUUUGUAGAGGGUUUGCUUUAUCCCAGCAUAAUUUGGGAACCGGCUCGGUGUUGUUACAUUUUAGAGUCUUCUUCUCAGGGAGAUAUAAUAUCGUCAGUGUUCAUGAUGGGGCAAUUGGAACGGCAUUUAUCUGAAUUUUGUGCUUGCAGAUGAGGAUAAAUAAUGCUGGCAAGUGCAGUAUACGUUCUCUAGGAUCUAAUUAUGGUGUUGGUAUCUUUGGUUGGCAUAUUCAGCACUGAGUUUCUCAGCAAGGUCCAAAAUCUAUUAUGUAUUUGAGUCUCUCCUGUUUAUUAGUCCUAUGUUAUGUAGAGGUGAGUUGUACUUGUUGUACAUUGUGUGACUUCAUAGAAGACUAAAGCCCAAUGUGAGGGGUUUAAAAAAAUUCUGAUGUUAUUAGACUAUUAAAUUUAAUUAAAUUCUCCGUGAACGUUGAAGUA